UUACUUCUUUAAUCAUCUUCGCCGAACUCAACAAGAAGAUUCGCUUCAGAAAGUGUGCUAACACUCUCUGCUCUCCGAUUGUCACAUACUAGUGACCGUGCAUGCGCAAUCAUGGUGACCUUCGGAGCGCAACUGAUCAUGAUCAUGUCUUUCGUUUUGGGAGAUAUUUUUUUCUUCAUGAAUAUUUGUUUGUCUGGCAGGCCGUAUUGCACCAGAAUCUAUCACCCUAAGCUUUGUUUUUAACCAAGAGCUUUCACAUAAAUGCUCUGCUAGCUGUUGACGAUAUGUUAACAACGCUGCGAGACCGUUACAAAUGAGGUAGUUUCUCGAAAAGACCUGAGUCACGAAUACUUGUAUGAACCCCGAGGCAAUCACGCUUGUUUCACUGGGACUCAAUCUUUGUCUUAGCUUCCUCCUAAAAACAUAAUUCCUUCUCAAAACUAUGGAUCUUGAUAGUCCGAAUUUGACUCAUUGUAUCCCUGUGUACCGUAUGACCAAUUGAAUGGCAACAACCUAUGUCAUUUUCUAUGACUGAGCACGCAAAAGACUGUUCAGUCCGAAUAAACAAGAUUUGUAAGUUUUUCUUCUUUUCACUGAUCCGAGCUACUGUUUUUUAGUCCAAGGGUUAUUUAGAUAUUUUCUGAUUUGAUGUAUACUUUUCCACGAUAGCCUCAUACUUCUUUUUUCAUCCAUAUAAACAUGAGUGGUGUCUAUAGAGAAGAUCGUUGCAGUUUUAAUUUCAGAGAAUAAUGAUGUCGUUACGCUGUUUGCCAAUGCGUUUACAAAUGCAAAUUGUCAAAAAAGAUCAUGCAUCAAUGAACAAAACUUCUGUAAUUCGAUUGAAUGAAUCAGCGUUUUUCCUUCAGUCCAAGUUUUGCUAGUUCCUAAAGGCAAGAAAGACUAAAUAAACGUGAUAACCCUAAUUGCUGGACAAUUAAAAAUAAAGGUGUUUUAAAACAGAAGUGAGCUCAAAAAUGGAUUUUAACGCGUGACGUCAAAGAGCCCAAGCCUACGAAACAGCAGUGGGCAGCUGGCGUAUAUUGACUCUUCGACCACGGAUGAAUGUUAAAAACGAAAUGCAUGUUGAAUUUUCUGGAAUGAGUUCUUAAUCUCGCGCUCCCUUAAACAACAUCCAACCCUUGUUCGUUCUCGCUGUCUCCAUUCGUUUAAAAUCCAAACAAUUACUGUUUCGCUUUGUCAACAAUUUCCAAAAAUAGUGACUAAAUCGUAUUUAUAUUCAAAACUGUCAUUUCUUCGAUUGACACCCUCUAAGUUCACACAAUAAGGAUAAAAGAGAUCCCCUAAGACAAUCAAUAAAAAUCUCUUAUUGCCUAAGCCGGAAAAUAACAACGGUUUGACGUCAAGACUAGCAUGAUUGACAGGAAUUUGGAUGCGAUGGAAAAAUAACCCCAUUAUGUGUUCGUUGGAUCGUGACUGAAACAUGAAUCAACCAUCACAAAUCAUCAGGCAGAGGUCAGUUGCAUAUCUCUACGAACUAGAAGCAAAUAAGCAAGGUUCUCGACUUUUCCAUCACCAUUUAUACAUAAAAUAAGACUGUUCAGCCAAUAAUCUCUCCUGGACCACUGGACAUCUUCUUCGAGAGCCUCUCAAGACAAGCAUGUGUUCAUGGGAUUGAAUUUCCCAGCGCAAUUAGUCUUGAGCCUAGAAAUUGAAAGAAUACAUUUAAGGCUGUUCGCAGGUUACGGCGAGGUAAUCUGGUGUGCUUAGCCAAGGACACUGGCAGUGACGGAAAGAAAUUCAUAAUUUCAGAGUUCUACACACAGCAACUUCUCUCAGGGAAAUGGUUUCAGUAUUACCACAGUUAACUAUCGUGCCAGUAGAAAGCGGAAUGAAUUCAGUUAACUCUAUGUUCAUGCCGCAAAGAAACAGUUUUCGUCCAAAGAAAAAAUUAACAAGACUUUCCAACGGACUCAAAGCUCAUGGAAUAACAAAUCAAUACAAUUUACCGCCGCAACUUUUUGCGACCUCGAAAACGGACAAAAAAAAUUUUUCCUCCGUUCCAAAGAUAAUAAUCGAUACGGUAGAAGAUGAAAAUCCCUGGGAUAGAAAGCACUCGCCGAGGCUACAGGCGCUACAGAGUUACACAAAGCCAGGACUUCAUUGCAAUGCGAGAUUUCUUCAUCCCUCGUAUACAGUCUGCGCGGCCGUUUCCGCGAAUGACCCUGGCGCUCUCAAAAAUAUUUUACUCUCGGGGUCCGUGAAUAUUGAUCAGCUAACUUCGAGCGGAGCUUCGGCACUUCACGAGGCGGCUUAUGACGGGAAAUUUAGUUGUGUAAGCGCUUUAAUUCAAUGCGGAGCUGAUGUGAACGUUAUAGACAGCGAAGGAUGGACACCGCUUCACGCCGCAGUUUGCGGGAGAAGUUUACAGUGCGCCGAGCUUCUUAUCGGUCGUGGCGCGAACGCCAAAGCGAAAACUGACGACGGACUAACGCCGCUGGGAAUCGCCUUACAACAGGGCGACAGAGACAUGAUUAAACUAUUAACAUCGCUUUCUAAUCGUACGCAAACAUUGAACAAACCGAGACGGUACUCUUUCAAAGAAGCGAAGGCGCUGUUGUCGUUUUCGCCUUCAAAUGUCUAAUUUAUUGCGUGGGAAGUCAGCAAAGAUUUCGCAAGGAUAUAAAGAAAGUUCAACAAUAGAUAUAUUUGAAUACUCUGAAUUUAAAGAACUGUGAAGGCCAAUGACAAAUUUUCCGUCUGACGUAUUUUACAGUUCCUUUGUCUCUCUUGUAGCUUCCUUCUUAGUUGUAAAUAACUCGCAAGAACAGCUUUAUACGAAAAACACAGUGUGUCAUCCGCCGUUGAAAUUUAGGUUUGCAGACGCUUAUAUUUAAGGCUAAAUUCAGUUGUGAUAUUAUUGUCGAGAAGCUAAACUAAUACAUAUAUAAACAAGAAUAUAUUUUUCAGAAAGCCGGCUGGCCGGCAAGAAAUAUUUUUAUAAGCUUGGAUAAAUAUUACCGUGUGAACAUGGCAGAAAUAGUAACUAAAAGAAAUGUAGCAGUUAAUGGAAGCUUUAUGUAGUAAGGACGUGUCGCCUAGAAUAGCAUUUUUAUUAUCAUUAUUUUCUUUCGGUAUCAUUCUUUAACCUGUGGCAAAUGACAGAUAACAGGAAAUGUAUGUUUGGUAUUAUGUUCUCUCCAAAAAUAUACCGAGUCCGGUAUAAAUAAACCUUUCGCAAUAGUGU
This is a messenger RNA of Stylophora pistillata, 3205 nucleotides long. RefSeq lists its product as uncharacterized. The record is from RefSeq and is a predicted model, not a curated record. Gene Ontology annotation, biological process: positive regulation of protein catabolic process; protein ubiquitination. Lineage: Eukaryota; Metazoa; Cnidaria; Anthozoa; Scleractinia; Pocilloporidae. Gene Ontology annotation, molecular function: protein binding.